AUGUCCUCGUCCGUCCUCGAGGUCCCCUCCAAGACCUUCACCCGCGCCGAGGUCGCCAAGCACAACACCGAAGAUAGUGUCUGGUUCGUCAUUGACACCGUCGUCUACGAUGUUUCCGAGUUCCUAGAUGCCCACCCCGGUGGUGAGGCUGUCCUCCGUCAGGUUGCCGGUACCGAUGCCACUGCCGCUUUCUACAACCUUCACAGACACGAGGUUCUCCAGAAGUACUCUGACCUUGCCAUCGGCACCAUCGAGGGCGAGAAGCAGUCCAUCAUCACCCCCCAAGCUGGCGAUCUUUCCACCGUCCCAUAUGCCGAGCCCCUCUGGCUCACCCCCCAGUUCAAGUCCCCUUACUUCAAGGACAGCCACCGCAAGCUCCAGAAGGCCAUGCGCAUCUUCACCGACAAGUACAUCACCCCCGAGGCUCUCGAGAAGGAGCGCUCCGGCGAGAUCGUCUCCCAGGAGCUUAUCGACCGCAUGUCCAAGGCUGGUGUCCUCCACAUGAGAAUGGGUCCCGGCAAGCACCUCCACGGUGUCAACCUCCUCGAUGGUGCCGUCGACGGCAAGGAGUUUGACUACUUCCACGACAUGAUCUGCUCCCAGGAGGCUGUCCGCGCUGCCUGCCGCGGCUUCCAGGACGGCAACAUGGCCGGUAUGGUCAUUGGUCUCACCUGCGUUCUCAACUACGGCCACAAGAACCCCGCCCUCAAGGCCAAGGUCGAGGAGGAGUGCUUCUCUGGCAAGAAGAAGAUCUGCCUCGCCAUCACCGAAGCCUUUGCCGGCUCCGACGUUGCCGGCCUCCGCACCACCGCCAAGAAGACCCCCGACGGCAAGCACUACAUUGUCAACGGCACCAAGAAGUGGAUCACCAACGGUGUCUUCUCUGACUACUUCGUCACCGGUGUCAACACCGGCAAGGGCUUGUCGGUGCUCCUCAUCCCCCGCGGCGAGGGCGUUGAGACCAAGCCCAUCAAGACCUCGUACUCCCCCGCUGCCGGCACCGCCUACAUCACCUUUGACAACGUCAAGGUCCCUGUCGAGAACCUGUUGGGUGAGGAGAACAAGGGCAUCUAUGUCAUCCUCUCCAACUUCAACCACGAGCGGUGGACCAUGGCCUGCGCCACCAUCCGCUACAUGCGUCUCGUAACGGAGGAGUGCCUCAAGUGGGCUCACCAGAGAAUCGUCUUCAAGAAGAGGCUCAUCGACCAGCCCGUCAUUCGCCAGAAGCUCGCUAAGAUGAUUGCCCUUUGCGAGUCUCACCAGUCCUGGCUGGAGACCAUCACUUACCAAAUGUGCAACAUGUCCUACUCCCAACAAGCCAAGCACAUGGGCGGCCCCAUCGCCCUCCUCAAGAUGUCUUGCACCCGCGCCGCCCACGAGAUCGCCGACGAGGCCGUCCAGAUCUGGGGUGGUCGCGGUUUGACCCAGACCGGCAUGGGCCGCGUGAUUGAGAACUUCAACAGGACGUACAAGUUUGACUCCAUCCUGGGCGGUGCCGAGGAGGUUCUUGGUGAUUUGGGUGUCAGGCAGGCUAUGAAGUUUAUGCCCAAGGCUGUCUUGUAA
Molecule: messenger RNA, 1563 nt
Organism: Podospora anserina S mat+
Lineage: Eukaryota; Fungi; Ascomycota; Sordariomycetes; Sordariales; Podosporaceae
Exons: 2
Coding region: 1-1563 (520 amino acids)
Molecular function (GO): flavin adenine dinucleotide binding; heme binding; acyl-CoA dehydrogenase activity
Source: RefSeq, a predicted model, not a curated record